UAUAAAUAGAACAAGCAGAUCAGCAUGACCAAGUGAUAAAAUUACCUUCUGGUCUUCAGGAACUUCAGCAUGUAACUGCGCUAUAGGGACCUCAGUGUACCCCUCUUCACAGCACACAUAAAUACAUUUGGAAAUGGAUCUGGAGGAGACAUGCAAAGAAGGAGAAAACACAGAGAGGAAAAUGACUAGAACUGCAGCUGCAAAGUUGGUGAAAAAGGCUUUCCUCGAAGCCCUGAAGUCCAAUGACUAUGAAACACUGGAAGAGCUCUUGAACCAAAAGAAAAUAGACGUGGACACGGUGUUUGAAGUGGAAGAUGAAAACCUGAUCCUGGCAUCCUAUAAACAAGGGUAUUGGCUACCUAGCUACAAAUUAAAAAUAUCCUGGGCAACUGGGCUUCAUCUAGCUGUCAUGUACGGGCAUCUGGAGAGUCUUUCGGUCCUGCUCAAUCACAAAGCUACAAUCAACUGCCGGCCCAAUGGAAAAGCUGCAAUCCACAUAGCGUGUGAAACAGCAAAUGUUGAGUGCCUCAAGAUCCUUUGCAACCAUGGAGCUAAGCUGAACUGCUUUUCAAUGAGUGGGCAGGCGCCCCUGCACUUCUGUACGACACGAACCUCCAUGCCUUGUGCCCAGCAGCUGAUUUGGAGAGGAGCAAACGUGAACAUAAAAACGAACAACCAGGACGAGGAGACCCCUCUGCACACUGCCGCGCGUUUGGGUAUCCCCGAGCUCGUGGCCUUUUACGUGGAACAAGGGGCGCAGGUGGAUGCUCUCAAUGCCCACCUGGAGACCCCCCUGGCCUGCGCAGCCUACUGGGCCCUGCACUACAAGGACCAGACGUACAGCCCAGACCACCACCUCAUCUGCCGGAUGCUCUUAGACUAUAAAGCCGAAGUGAACAGCCGUGAUGAGGAUUUCAAGUCACCGCUCCACAAAGCUGCCUGGAACUGUGAUCACGUGCUGCUGCACAUGCUGCUGGAGGCAGGGGCAGAGGCAAACAUCAUGGAUGUCAACGGCUGCGCGCCCCUGCAGUACAUCAUAAAAGUGACGUCUGUACGGCCAGCUGCCCAGCCUGACAUCUGCUACCAGCUGCUACUGAAUCAUGGAGCAGCCAGGAUAUAUCCUCUGCAAUUCCACAAGGUGCUACAGGCCUGUCAUUCCCACCCCAGAGCUGUGGAGGUUGUCGUCAACACUUACGAGCACAUCAAAUCAACAUCUAAGUGGAAAGCAGCCAUACCUGAUGAUGUCUUUGAGCGGUACCAGGAAUUCUACGACUCGUUGUUCACCGUGUGCAGCAACUCGCCGCGGUCGCUCAUGCACUUGUGCAGAUGUGCUAUUCGGGUGAUGUUGUCAGAAAGAUGCCACCGAGGAGUCCCCUUACUCUCCAUCCCCGUGUCCAUGAAGAAGUACUUGCUGCUGGAGCCGGAGGGGAUAAUCUACUGAGCUGCAGCAGAGCUGGCUGCGUGCCCCUGCCUGCCUCUUCCCAUAUCCGCACGCCUCUGCGUGGUGCUGGAGGUCCAGGCUCCACGCUCUCGCAGACCUUCGCUUCUGUAUGGUCUCAGGCCAGCUAGCAGCUGGGUUGGCAUUUACGGCCCUUCUCGGAGCUGCUGCCUCUCCAUGAAGUCCACGGAGCGGGGCGGGGAGGCAGAGCUGGAGCAGCCCCCCUCCAGACGAACACAGGGCUGCGCGUUUGGAUGCUUUGUUCAGUCUAGCUUAAAUGACCCUGUCAGUGAUGCUUCCAUUUCUUUGGGUAUUUAUUCCACCGCCUGCUAGAUAUCAUUAGAUUCAAUCUGAGCAACCUUUGGUACCGUUUCACUGUAAUUUUCUUCAGCUGUCAUUUUAGGAGUAAAAGAAAGGGUACUGUCAAAAAGUGGUACAUUCAUUAGUCACAGAAAUGCUUUCCCAGAAGGAAAUGGGUGAACUGCUUUGAAUCAUGACCACAGACAGGAUUUCAGUAGUUGCCUAUGGAUUGAAUCUGAAUUCAGUUUUGGUUCAGUCUUCACUAUACCUGUCUGUACCUUAUAAAGCUUUGUCAUUAUAAUAUCCUUUUUAAUCGUAAGAUUUUUUUUUCCAUUAUCAGUCAUUGUAUGGGAACAGGAUCAAAAUCUGCAGCA
Oxyura jamaicensis (ruddy duck) is the source of this 2112-nucleotide messenger RNA. RefSeq names its product ankyrin repeat and SOCS box containing 4 (gene ASB4). Gene Ontology annotation, biological process: neuronal action potential; intracellular signal transduction; negative regulation of delayed rectifier potassium channel activity. Gene Ontology annotation, molecular function: transmembrane transporter binding. The transcript is spliced from 5 exons. Bases 134 to 1441 code for a protein of 435 amino acids. Lineage: Eukaryota; Metazoa; Chordata; Aves; Anseriformes; Anatidae. Gene Ontology annotation, cellular component: membrane; axon initial segment; synapse. The record is from RefSeq and is a predicted model, not a curated record.